UUUGGGUGCCGCUGCAGCGUUUUGCUAGCUAGAGUUUUUUUCCAAAGAAAAGUGCCGCUAGGGCGAACAACAGAACAAUGUUGUGGUCCUGACUAACAUUGAAUGGAUUAGCCAUCUAUUCUUGAGCACUAAUGAGAUUAGGGUGUCAUUGCAGACAUGGGUUGCAGCGGCAUGGUACCUUUUGUUGAGCUCCGUGGGGAGUGUUUUCCCUGUCAGUCCUUCAGCGCUGGAAAUGGCGUUCUGAUGCUGAACAAGGAAGACGCGGUGCAGGCGGCUGCCAGCGAAUAGAAAUUACAUGUUUUCCAUAAACUGGUUUGUGGUGUGGAUUCCUAGUAGUGGUGGACAACAUGAAGUACCAGAAAUACAUAACGGUGAUGCAGAUGGCAUUGGGGGUGACUGCCAUCAACAGAGACAAUUGCAUCCCUCCUAAGAGACAGAUGUGGGUGACUCCCACAGAUGGAUUGUCAGGGAUAGGUGCCACGGGGAUAGGCACCGCGGCUUCGUCCGCUGCCAUUACGGAAGCUCAGGAUUCAGCAGAAGCAGCUGCAGAAGAUGCUGCAGCUGCUCGUGCCGCUGCUCGUGCAGGUGCAAUGUGUGGUUCUGGUGCUAUAGGAGGAUGCAGUGUAAUGUUUGCCACCUCCACACUCUCGCUGCCCAUGACCCAGGGCAAGCCCUCCCUCCGCAGGAUCAAAGGCCGCAUUCACCGCAGCAAGAGCCUGGACAGCAUAGACCUGCUCGACUCCAAUAGCACAGCGAUGGAGGAAACUGUAAUAUGGGAACAGCACACAGUGACCCUUCACAGAGCCCCAGGGUUUGGGUUCGGCAUAGCCAUCUCAGGGGGCCGGGACAACCCUCACUUCCAGAGUGGUGAGACUUCCAUUGUCAUCUCCGACGUCCUGAAGGGAGGCCCAGCAGAAGGACUCUUAUCGGAAAAUGACCGUGUGGUAAUGGUCAACGCGGUGUCCAUGGACAACGUAGAGCAUGCGUACGCAGUGCAGCAGCUUCGGAAGAGUGGAAAGAACGCAAAAAUAACGAUCCGAAGAAAACGGAAGGUUCAGAUCCCGGUGUCUCGCCCGGGGGACAGGGAGACUAUGUCCGAGCACGAGGAAGAGGACACGGAUGAAGACGAUGGUUGCGAGCAGCACAGCGGGCCCACCAGCGCCUACGGAGCGGCGAGCGGCGGCACGGCCAGCAGGCGGACGAACGACCGCGAGCGUGAACGCAGCAACAGCAGCCGGCGGGAACAUAGUGCCUCGCGAGAGAGGAGCAUCUCGCCCCGCUCCGGCCGAUCCCAAGGGUCCUCUACACCGUCCCGCCCCGCCAAAGUCACCCUUGUCAAGUCCCGCAAGAAUGAAGAGUAUGGUCUGCGUUUGGCCAGCCACAUCUUUGUGAAGGACAUCUCCCCAGAGAGCCUGGCAGCACGGGACGGAAACAUCCAGGAGGGAGACGUGGUGCUGAAGAUUAACGGGACAGUGACCGAGAACCUGUCGUUAAUAGAUGCUAAGAAGCUGAUCGAGAGGUCAAAAGGCAAGUUAAAGAUGGUGGUGCAGAGAGACGACAGAGCCACGUUGCUCAACAUCCCCGAUAUGGACGACAGCAUUCCUUCCUGCAACAACUCCGACCGAGACGACAUUUCAGAACUUCAUUCAUUGACAUCAGACCAUUCCAGUCGAUCCCAUGAUCGAGCACGGGGCAGCCGAUCCCGCUCCCCUACCCGGUCUGAGCCCUCGGACCCCUCCCGACACUCACCACGGCAGAUCAGCAAUGGCAGCCACAGAAGUCGAGAUGAGGAGAGGAUUUCCAAGCCCGGGGUGAUGUCGACUCCUGUUAAAGGUUCCCAGGAGGCCCUAAUCCAGGCCAUCAGCGACCAGCCACUGGCCAGGGAGGACAAACUGCCCCCGCUGCCAGAACCAAAGCCAGUGUAUGCCCAGCCUGGCCAGCCUGAUGUGGACCUGCCAGUCAGCCCCUCUGACGCCCCAGUGCCCAGCGCUGGUCAUGAUGACAGCAUCCUCAGGCCGAGUAUGAAGCUGGUGAAGUUUAGGAAGGGGGAGAGUGUCGGCCUGAGGCUGGCCGGAGGGAAUGACGUGGGCAUCUUUGUAGCCGGAGUCCUGGAGGACAGCCCAGCUGCCAAGGAAGGUCUGGAGGAAGGAGACCAGAUUCUCAGGGUAAACAARGUAGACUUUGCUAACAUCAUCCGAGAGGAGGCUGUGCUGUUCCUCCUAGACCUUCCRAGGGGUGAAGAGGUCACCAUUCUGGCCCAGAAGAAGAAGGAUGUUUACCGUCGGAUAGUGGAGUCGGAUGUGGGCGACUCGUUCUACAUCCGAACCCACUUUGAGUAUGAGAAGGAGUCUCCGUAUGGCCUGAGCUUCAACAAGGGAGAGGUGUUCCGUGUAGUGGACACCCUCUACAACGGCAAGCUGGGCUCCUGGCUCGCCAUACGCAUUGGCAAGAACCACCAGGAGGUGGAGAGAGGCAUCAUCCCCAACAAGAACAGGGCAGAGCAGUUGUCCAGUGUGCAGUACACCCUCCCCAAAACGCCAGGGGGCGACAGGGCUGACUUCUGGAGGUUCCGUGGUCUGCGGACCUCCAAGAGGAACCUGAGGAAGAGCAGAGAGGACCUGUCUGCCCAGCCGGUCCAGACCAAGUUCCCUGCCUAUGAGAGGGUGGUGCUGAGAGAGGCUGGGUUCCUGAGGCCUGUGGUGAUAUUUGGGUCCAUCGCAGACGUGGCAAGAGAGAAGCUGGCCAGAGAGGAGCCUGACUUGUUUGAGCUUGCCAAGAGUGAGCCCAAAGACGCAGGAAAAGACCAGCGCAGCUCCGGGAUCAUUCGCCUCCACACCAUUAAACAGAUCAUUGACCGGGACCGGCAUGCUGUGCUGGACAUCACCCCUAACGCUGUGGACCGUCUGAACUACGCCCAGUGGUACCCCAUCGUGGUGUUCCUCAACCCGGACAGCAAGCAGGGCGUCAAGACCAUGAGAACCAGGCUGUGCCCCGAGUCCAGGAAGUCAGCCAGGAAACUCUAUGAGAGAGCCCUCAAACUGAGGAAGAACAACCACCACCUCUUCACCACCACCAUUAACAUGAAUAAUAUGAAUGACGGGUGGUACGGUGCCCUGAAGGAGACCAUUCAACAGCAGCAGAACCAGCUGGUGUGGGUUUCAGAGGGAAAGGCGGACGGUGCUCCAGAUGAUGACKUGGAUCUGCAUGAUGACCGUCUGUCGUACCUGUCGGCUCCGGGCAGUGAGUACUCCAUGUACAGCACGGACAGCCGCCACACCUCCGACUACGAGGACACGGACACAGAGGGCGGGGCCUACACCGACCAGGAACUAGACGAGACGCUGAACGACGAGGUGGGCCUGCCCACUGAGCCCGCCAUCACCCGCUCCUCGGAGCCCGUCCGAGAGGACCCGCCAGUCAUCCAGGAGCCCCUGAGGUACGGCGGGUACCAGCACACAGUGCAGCCCGCCCCCCUGAACCGGAUCGACCCAGCCGGGUUCAAGGCACCAGUGGCCCAGCAGAUGUACAAGAAGGAUCCCUACCUGGAGGAGCCAGUCAGAGUGAACCAUGGUGGUGUAAAGCCGUCUCCGGCGAUGGGGCCGCCCAUGACCUACGAGUCCCAGCCUCCGUAUCAGGACCAACACCCGUACAGAGAUUACGAUCACCGCCAACCGCUACGACGGGGGUGGCUACCUGGAACCAAAGUAUCCAACCUCUGGCCCACCACCCCACCAGCAGCAGCACCCCCCUGGGCCUGGCACGACCCCCGGCUGUCCUACGAAGACGGACCCGAGCAAGACUACAGCCCCCUCAGCCGCGCUAUGAUGAGACCCCGCUGGCUACAACGGACGACCUCGCUACGGCAGCAGCAGGACCAGGACCCAUCCGCUACGAUGAGCUCCUCCAUCCGUCCCAGGGGGCUAACGCUCCUCUACGUUACGACCAGGAGCCUCACCCGUAUCCCCUGCAACACGCUCUCCAGAGCCCCUAAACAGUACUACCAGGGGGAGCCUGCCCAGCGGCCAGGACCUGAGCCUGCCUACAACCAGAGUGGAGCUGAGGACGACCCGGCCAUAAGGGCCCAGUCGGUGCUGUCCAGGGUCAAGAUGUUUGAGAACAAGCGCUCUGUGUCUGUGGACCGAGCCAAGGAGGCAGGAGACACCGUCGGGCUCAGGUCAGCGGAUCUGCCCACCAAACCAGGCACGUGCAUUCCUAAAGCCAACUCGCUCAGCAAUCUGGACCAGGAGAAGUCCUUCAGAGUCCCUGAGCCUCAGAAGCCCCGGGAGGUGUCCGAUGAUGACAUAGUGCGCUCUAACCACUAUAACCCAGAUGAAGACGAGGAGUACUAUAGGAAACAGCUGUCUUACUUUGACCGGCGUGGAGAAGGUCAGUCCUGUGGAGAGGAGAUAUGAACCRGUUCCCCAGGUUACCCCRGCUGCCCCACCUGCCAUACUYCCCAAACCCACCUCACCUGAGGCAGACACAGUCACGACCAACUACCUGCCCCAGAAGAGUUACCCUGAGAAGUCUCCAGUGAACGGUACGGRAAUGAAGGACCAGCCCAAGGCCCCGGCCAAUACCAGCUACAACCGCUACGUCCCCAAGCCCUACACCAACUCCGCCAAGCCCUUCGAGAGGAAGUUUGACAGCCCCAAGUUCAACCACAACCUGCUGCCCAACAACAAAACKGACCUGGCCCCAGCCAUCAAGGCCCCAGCCAACAGCACAGCCCCAGUCAAGCCCCAGAUCUCCCCCCAGCCUACAGACCUGGACUCUGGCAUGGACACCUUCACACGCACCAUGGACAACAGGUCCAAGUACCAGCACAACAACAUCAACGCUGUGCCCAAGGCCAUCCCUGUCAGCCCCAGUGCUUUGGAGGAUGAUGAUGAGGAUGAAGGUCACACGGUGGUGGCCACGGCCCGGGGGGUCUUCAACUGUAAUGGAGGGGUGCUGAGCUCCAUCGAGACGGGUGUCAGCAUCAUCAUCCCACAGGGGGCCAUUCCCGAGGGCGUAGAACAGGAGAUCUACUUCAAAGUCUGCCGGGACAACAGCAUCCUGCCCCCCCUGGACAAGGAGAAAGGAGAGACUCUGCUCAGCCCGCUGGUGAUGUGUGGCCCUCACGGCCUCAAGUUCCUGAAGCCUGUGGAGCUGCGUUUACCUCACUGUGCGUCUAUGACCCCAGAUGGUUGGUCUUUUGCUCUAAAAUCCUCCGACUCCUCGUCGGGUGAUCCCAAGAGUUGGCAGAAUCAGUCUCUCCCUGGAGACCCCAACUACCUGGUGGGAGCCAACUGUGUGUCUGUGCUCAUCGACCAUUUCUGAAGAGUGCAACAGCUGGCCUGUUACUGAAUGUGAAACCAU
Messenger RNA from Salvelinus sp. IW2-2015, 5361 nucleotides. The record is from RefSeq and is a predicted model, not a curated record. Lineage: Eukaryota; Metazoa; Chordata; Actinopteri; Salmoniformes; Salmonidae.